Molecule: messenger RNA, 824 nt
Organism: Gekko japonicus
Lineage: Eukaryota; Metazoa; Chordata; Lepidosauria; Squamata; Gekkonidae
Gene: CCDC68
Product: coiled-coil domain containing 68
Exons: 6
Biological process (GO): intracellular signal transduction
Cellular component (GO): intracellular anatomical structure
Source: RefSeq, a predicted model, not a curated record
GCACGCAAGUCUGAGCAAGAAGAGACGUUAGCGCAAAGUACGGAGAACCUCAGCCGGAUGAAUGUGGCACUUAAAGAAAAGUACAGCCGGAUCGAGGAGCUGGAGAAGCGAGUCCAGAGGAUGGAAGAGGAAAAGAAGACACUGAAAGAGAAGCAACGGUUAUUAAAAGGGAAGCUGCAACAAAUGAUGUUGAAAGCAGAAGACACUAACAGCUGCGUCAAAGUUCAGACAGAGAUCUCUACUCUCCAGGAGCAAAUAAGUCAUCUGGACCACGUGAUCCAUUCUCAGCAUCAAAACUUGCACGCUUUGAUCCAUCAGACGGAAGACUUGAAUAAUGAGCUCAGACUUCAAGAUGAGCGGAUAGAAUCCCUAAAAGAGCAGGUUGUGAUGGUGCAGGCAAAGAACGAAGAACUGAAGUACAGAGUGCAAUUCUGGUCUGCCCAAUCCAAAUCAAGAGUUUCCAGAGCAGUUUCAGCAAACCUCGAAGGGGCCUCUCCGUUCAGCAUGGUAACCAGACUCCGCAAGUGAGACGUCCCUGUGAUCUGGCCCCGAGAUCCCACGCUUCCUUGGCUCCUUGCUUCCUUCCCGUUGAGAAUUCCUCUCCUGUGCAGUCCCAUUUUGAAACCUUCUGCACGGGAACAGCUCUUCUCCCACAACAUCCUGGUUGAGGCCUGUGGCAGGACGGAUGGCCUUUCCAGCGAAAGAAGCAGCGUCUGAUGUGGAGGAGGAGGAAGUGGCUUUGUUUUUUAUUUAUUUAGAGACAUGUGACUGUAGCAGUGUGGCUGUCUCCACCGAUGAUGGAAACGUGCUGCCUUUAGGACUGA